GCUGACACACACGCGCCUUUUGUCGCUCAUAAUUCUAAGCGCAGGCAAAUUGAUUUUGUUUUCGUACUUGAUCUCUUUAAAAAAAAAAGUCAAAGUUGCCGACAGCGUCACAAGUGCUGGGAUUUAAGGUGUCUGCCACCACGCCUGGCCCCCUCUCCUCAGCAACUCUUGCAGGCAUCACCUCCCAAUCCCUGCCACAGUGCUGGACAUUACCCAGACUGCCCCGCCUGGAUCCCACUGUUGCUACGGUUGCCUGGUGUAUGCCGGAAGAACCUGAUGUCCCUGCUGAUGUCUGUUCGACCCUUGCUACCUGAAAGCGGCCUCCAUUCUGUGCUGCAGCUUGCCCAGCAAGACAAAGCAUCUACCUCUGAUGCCUGGCUCCAUGCCCUCUGGGAGCUAUUAAGAAGGGAUGUGGGGAUUGGAGCCUCUGUGGAAGGAGCCUCUCCGCUGUCGGCAAGCUGUCAGUCACAGCUCCGAGACCUGUGUGGGCAGCUGAGCCAGGGGGGUAGGGGGUUGAAAUUGGCUCUGGCUCGAGAUCCUGAACAGGAGGACCAGCACUCACAGCUGUGUGGGAAACGCAGGAAGGAGCCAGAGGAAGACCCCGGCAGCCCUGAGUCAGAGAGAGCCUGUAAAAGGUUGCACGGUUUGGAGGAGGAGGAGGAGGGAAAGGACCAGGAAGAGAGACCCAGCCUGGAACCAUGGAAGUCCCCGUCGGAUGCAGGAGGCAUGUCACCCGACCCACAGCAGACUGCUACUGAAGCCAGGCCUCCUGAGACUGGCCCAGGUGUGAAGGAGGCCAAGGGUCCAGCUCAGGUUGUGGAACUGCCCAAAGUUGUCCAGGACCAGGUGCCCCGGCUGCAGCAGCUGCUGAAGACCUUCCAGGAGGGUCUGGAGUCUGCGCCCCCAGUGGACCUGCAGUUUCUCCAGGAAUGUAGUCCCAGCCAGAUGGAGUUGCUGUGCAGCCAGCUGCAGCUGCCCCAGCUCCCUGAUGGAGGCCUCCUGCAGCUCUGCAGCUGCCUGCUGAGUCUCACACCAGCCCUCAGCCUCGGCAGUGCCUGUGUGUUGGCCAGGAGCUUCUUUCUUGACCGGAUCCUCUCACUGUCGUCCUCGGCCUCCAGGCUGCUCAGAGCCGCCCUCACCUCCUUCUGUGUGAAGUACACCUACAGUGUCUGCAAGGCCGUCCUUGUUCCCCUUCUCCAGGACCCAGGCAUGGGUCCCAUGCAGACUGAGGUGCUGUGCUCCCUCAUAAAGGAUGAGGCCCUGGAGCCAGACAUGCAGGUCCAGAUUCUGGGGCAGGUCCUGGAGCUGGCCUGGAAGGAGGAGACGUUCCUGGUGUUGCAGGCACUCCUGGACCGGCAGGUGGAGAUGACCUCUGAGGUGUUCAAUGUCUUGCUGCAAAGGCUCUGCAAACAGGGGCCGACAGCCACCACCUCCAUGGCCUACGCCAAGCUGCUGCUGACAGUGAUGACCAAGUACCAGGCCAGUGUGAGUGUCCACAGGGGCUCAUUCGUCAGGCCAGCAUCUCUGUUGGUCGUGAUCACAGAGCAGCAGCGCCUGGACCUGGCUGUGGCCCUAGAGCCCAACGCCACCUUCCUGAAGAAGUCCCUGCAGGCAGCGCUGAGACGGCUGGCCCACUGACCACCCACAAAGACAUGAUUCCCUGACCCUUUGCCUGCGAACACACUAAGCACAGCCAGCUCAAGGGUCAUCUGCCUCUUGCCCAGCACUCACUCCUGGCUGUGCAGAGGCCAUCUUGACUUCAGAGAGGAGGCCCUAGGCUCCACGCUGGCUGACAUUCCUGAUCACAGUGGAGGGCGGGUGGAGGACAGUGGUCAAUGGGUAGUGUCCCAGGAGAGCUGGGUUCCAGUGUACUGGGGUGACUCCUGUGCUGAGGUGUUCUGAACCUCCUUUUUUUGUUUCUGAACUGAAUGAUUUUGUAAUAGUUUUUAAUAAAAAGAAAAAAUUCUUCCAAG
This is a messenger RNA of Cricetulus griseus (Chinese hamster), 1973 nucleotides long. Lineage: Eukaryota; Metazoa; Chordata; Mammalia; Rodentia; Cricetidae. The record is from RefSeq and is a predicted model, not a curated record.